Molecule: messenger RNA, 1140 nt
Organism: Drosophila bipectinata
Lineage: Eukaryota; Metazoa; Arthropoda; Insecta; Diptera; Drosophilidae
Source: RefSeq, a predicted model, not a curated record
UCGCUUACCAGCACUGGACCGCACAGCACGUGUGGAUUUUAUUUUUCGUUUAAUUUCGUCUAUUUCUUAGUACUCUUAAUAUUUAUAUAAAGUUUUAUGGAAAAGAUUGACAAAAAGAAUGCCCGACGCCUGGCCAAGGAGCUGCGCCGGGAGUUCCUCGAGGAAAAUGAAUGCGUAGAACUGGAAUCGGACUCUGGAAGGAGUUGUUGCGGCACCACCAUCCAGGAAUUCGAUGCUCAAACCCACGACGCCUGGCUGCUCCAGUGUCCCAAAGGACUGGAUCCCCACGAGUUGGUCGGAAAGAAAAUAAAGCUGCCCGGCCGUCGUUAUGUUGGUGAUCUGCAAGUUAGGGCUAGCAACUAUUCCGACCCUCUCAACGAGGCCGUGGGCUAUGUCAACUCUAAAGGAAAGUACGCACUUCGCAGCUUACCUUUGUCCGGGUACGUUGUGGUCAGCAAGCGGCUCAACGCCCAGGAGCCUUCCGAGGAUGACAGCAGCGUCGCCUUCCCUCUGCCUUUGCCACCGCUCAAGUACAAGCUGCCCGUGCGACAUCCCUUCUUUGGAACGGACUACAAGAAGCGGAUCGAGGUGCCGGAGGUGAUUACCGAGAACCUCAACAAAGCGGACGAAAAGAGCUUGGAGAUUUCUUCCCGCUUGCGCCGCACAGCCAAUUUCUACACUAUUCGGAGAAAAAUGCUGACCAACACCCAGACGUUGCAGGAGAAGGAGCUCGAUGUUCGCCAGUCAGUGCUGACGGGUCUCACGCCUUCGUUCAUGAUGUCGCCGGCUAACCCAGCCAGCUACAUGGACGCUGUGGACGAGGUGGAGAUCAAGGUGGAGCCAGUGGAAAAUGGAACGGCGCCGGCCAAGAAGCGAAAGAAGCCGAAAACCAACGGCCAUGUGGAGGAGAUUCAAAUCAAGGAAGAACCCACAUCCCCCAAAAAGAAGCAAAAGCGGAAAGCCAAUGGAGAUGUUGUGAUCAAUGGUACAAUUCCGGAAGAGAUUUCCAUCAAGGAAGAACCCGAGGACUCGCCAUCGCCACCCAAAAAGAAAAAGAAACGAAAGGAACAGGAAGCUAACUGACACGAUGUAGUUCUAUAGUUUUUUUUUAAAUAUAAAAUAAAGUAAAUAAUUAUGAAA